This is a messenger RNA of Ananas comosus (pineapple), 2206 nucleotides long. Its product is annotated as pentatricopeptide repeat-containing protein At4g18520-like. Lineage: Eukaryota; Viridiplantae; Streptophyta; Magnoliopsida; Poales; Bromeliaceae. Gene Ontology annotation, molecular function: protein binding; RNA binding. The record is from RefSeq and is a predicted model, not a curated record. Gene Ontology annotation, biological process: RNA modification. The transcript is spliced from 2 exons. The coding region runs from base 214 to 1947 and encodes 577 amino acids.
AACUCAAAAAGAGAAGUCGCCGACGAAUUGAACUCCAUUGCCGACUUUGCAUCUCGCUAUAUAUUAACCUGAAAACUUGCACUUUUCCCGCUCCUCCAUUUUUAAACUCCUCCCAAAACCCUUACCUCCAUUUUUUCAAAAAAAUUGUACCGUUAAAACUCUCCUACUCCCUCCCGCCAAAAUCCUCAACCCAAUCUCCAAACCCCCCCCACAAUGCUCUCAUCUCCUUCUCUCCCACUCCCCCUCUUCCAAAUCCACCACCCUUCGCCUCUCCCCUCCCCACACUCCCCACCAUUCGCAUCCAAAGAAGCUCCCAAAAGGCCCAUUCACAACACACCCCACAAGAGAACCCUCAAAUCCCGAUCUUUCCCUUUGCAAAAUCCCUCCUUUUCGACAAAACCGGAAGCGCUUCCCCCCUCUCCGCAGAACCCAGAAGAGGAUUUUGUUGGCUCCUUUCGGUUUCGAAGGUUUCGCGAAUUAUGGGAUGCGAGGAAGGUGUUCGAUGGUAUGCCCGAGAGAAAUGUCGUUUCGUGGACAGCCGUUCUUAACGGGUUUCUAAACAUGGGUCUUGAUGAUGAAGUGUUGGUUCUAUUUAAGGAAAUGGUUGGUAGUGAUGUCAAGGCGAACGGGUUGACCUUCGUUUGUUUACUAAAGUUCUGCGGCAAUAGGUUUGAUGUUGAUCUCGGGAAACAGGUUCAUGCUUGUGUAGUGAAGGGUCGAUGGAGUAAUUUGAUAGUGGAUAGUGCACUUGUAUUCUUCUAUUCGCGAUGUGGUGAUCUUUUGGGGGCAUUUAAAGUGUUCGAUAAAAUGCCCGGCAAAGAUGUUGUUUGUUGGACUACGAUGAUCACGGCUUACGUUCAGCAUGGGCUAGUAGAUGAAGCCUUUUCGAUGUUUUCGUCCAUGCAAUAUCACGGCUUUUGCCCUAACGAGUUCACUGUGUGCAGUGUUCUGAAGGCUUGUGGGGAAGCGAGGGAUUUAAGAUUAGGAAAGCAGCUACAUGGUGCUGUAGCUAAAGGUUUGUUCAAGCAAGAUGUAUAUGUCGGUAGUUCGCUUGUGAACAUGUAUGUUAGAUGUGGGGAGGUUUUAGAUGCUAGGAUAGUGUUCGAUUUAAUGCCCAAAAGAAACACAAUUACGUGGACUUCUAUGAUAUCUGGUUAUGCUCAAAGUGGUUUUGGAGAAGAGGCCAUCUUGUUGUUUCAAAGAAUGAAGAGAAGGCGCGUAUUUGUUAAUAACCAAACGGUUGUUAGCGUUCUUAGUGCUUGCGGUUCUAUAGGAUCUCUACACCUCGGAAAAGAAGUUCAUGCUCAAAUAAUAAAAAAUCUUGUUUUGGAGAACAUUCAUAUUGGGAGCACUCUUAUUUGGUUUUAUUGUAAAUGUGGAGAGUAUAAUUAUGCAGCGAAAAUUCUUGAAUCAAUGCCCGCGAGAGAUGUUAUCUCAUGGACGGCCAUGAUUUCGGGAUACAGCAGUCUCGGAUACGGGUCGGAAGCGCUAAAGUUGUUGAAUGAUAUGUUAUGGGACAAUGUGAAGCCGAACAUGUUCACUUACUCUUCGGCAUUGAAAGCUUGUGCGAGACUAGAAAAUGCGAAUUAUGGAAAAUGGAUUCAUGCAUGCGUGAGCAAGGCUAAAGCUCUCGAGAAUGUGUUCGUGGGAAGUUCAUUGAUCGAUAUGUACAUGAGGUGCAGAGAUGUAGCCGAUGCUCUAAGAGUGUUCGAUGAGAUGCCGGAUAGAAACUCGGUCACAUGGAAAGUAAUGGUGAUAGGGUACGCUAAGAAUGGGCGGUGUAAAGAGGCUUUGAAGCUUAUGUAUCGAAUGCAGGAAGAAGGGUUCGAUGUCGACAACUUUGUUCUCGCGACAGUUCUGAGUGCUUGCGGAGAUGUUCAGUGGGAGUCAGAGCGCGCCUCGACUUGUUGCUUGAUAUCUGGUUGUGUAAAUGAAACAAGAAAGUGAUAAUAAACAAGGCAUAGUAUUAACUUGUUUGUUUACAGGACCAAAGUGCAACAUCUCCAGUUCAAAACAUCUUCAUGAAGAUUUUGGAGUAAAGAGUGAAAUGAAAGUGUUUAUAUGUUACUAAUCCAGUUAUCUUGGGGGGGUUUUUUUCUUUUUUUUUUUUGAACUUAAAAUUAAUGAGAUAAAAGUCUCUGAUUCUCUAUUCUUUUGUUAUAAUGACACUCACUAGUUAAUGUGAAUGACUCCCUUUAAAAACAUA